AUGGCGCCAACAAUCCAAAUUAAUAGAGCUUUGAGUGAUCGAGCAAAGCGACCGGGGACGAAAGAGAAAAGAUCAGAACUGCUAUCCCGAGUCAAGUAUUGCAACACACUACCGGACAUACCGUUUGAUGUUAAGUUCAUCAACUACCCAUUCGACGCAAAGAGAUUCGUUCAAUACAACCCAACAACAUUAGAGAGCAGCUACAAGCACGAGAUUCUAACCGAGCACGACUUGGGUGUAGAAGUAGAUCUGAUAAAUCGUGACACAUACGCCCUGGAUCCUUGUGCCGAGUUGCACCCAGACGAUGAAAGACUUCUAGAGGACGAAGUUUACAUGCCCCAGGACUCAGUCCGAUCGCGCUACCACGCAAAAAGUGUGUCUUGGCUCCGAAGAACGGAGUAUAUCUCAACAGAGCAGACCCGGUUCAAUCCGCAAACCAUGGACAAAGUAGAGGCUAAAGUUGGAUUCACCUUGAAGAAGAACUUCGUUUCGGAGAACCUUUACAAGGAUCGUGACAGCCAGAUCCGAGCUAUCGACAAAACCUUCGCGGACAUAAAAAAACCAAUCAAGAAACACUUCAGGAAAGCUGACGUUGUGCCAGUAGAAAUAUUGCCAGUACUUCCAGACUUCAACAUGUGGAAGCAUCCUUGCGCUCAUGUCAUCUUCGAGUCUGAAGCUGCGUCGAAGAAAACUUCUCCAGCUGAGUAUGAAGCUAUGUCUCAAGCUGUGCUUUGGGGUGUUCAGGAUGAAAAUGGCGAGCAGUUUGUUGCCUACUUCCUUCCGCUGGAAGAGACCAUGGAGAAACGCAGAAGAGAUUUUGCUGCGGAGGUUGAAUACGAAGAUGAUGAAGAGUAUGAAUACAAGAUGGCCAAAGAGUACAAUUGGAAUGUCAUCCAGAAAGGGGCUAAUGGCAAUGAGGAUAAUUAUUUCUUAGUCAUGAGAAAUGAUGGCGUGUACUACAAUGAACUUGACACACUCGUGCGACUCCGUAAGCGUCGUCAAGCUCCUGGACAGCAGCUGAACAACACACUUUUGGCUAAGGCUCUCAAGCUUCCUCUAGAGCAUCAUCUCGCUCUAGAAGCCGUUCAAAGUCACGCUCUCGAUCAAAGUCUCAAUCACGAUCUAGAUCGCGCUCACGUUCAAAAUCUCAAUCACGAUCUAGAUCACGCUCCCCUCCAAAGUCUCAAUCCCGAUCUAGAUCUCGCUCGCGAGCUAGAUCUCACUCUCGAUCAAAAUCAAAUUCCGUCAGUCCAGCAAAGUCUAGAUCAGCGACUCCUCAGUCACGAUCGCCAUCACCUGCAUCAUCAGCACGUUCAAGAUCUGCUUCAAGGUCACCAUCUAGAUCACGCUUAAGGUCAAGAUCCGUCAGCGGAAGUGGUAGUGGUAUCGGAAGUGGCAGUGGCUCGGACAGCGACUAA
Molecule: messenger RNA, 1418 nt
Organism: Cotesia congregata
Lineage: Eukaryota; Metazoa; Arthropoda; Insecta; Hymenoptera; Braconidae
Source: the annotation of a GenBank genome assembly